AGCGGGACGCGUUUGCGGUGCGGCAGCCGCUCGCCCGCUCCCUGCUGCGCUCGGUCCAAGCGGACGUGACAGCCCUGCCCAGCUCCUCCGAGCCCGCGGGGACUGCCGUGCUCGGGGGCUCGGCCGGUGCCGGCCCCGCGGGGAGGGGCUCCUGCUGUCCUGCGGCCGCGCUGCGCUGGCGCCCCCGGGCCUCCUCCUGAGGCGGGCGCGGGAGCGGGCAGAACGUGCCCCUGUGCCGGCCGGAACGACAGGUGGUGGGCGCUGCCUGGGAGGAUGGGAUGGUGCUGGUGAGCGCGCUUCGCUCCGAGCAGCAGCGGCUGGGCUGCAGCCCGCACGAAGGACUGUUGUUUCCUGUGUUCUGCCAAUGAACAAGUGCAGAAGAAGCUGGAAGGGAGCCCAGCGAAGACAGCUCGCCUGAACUGGUCAAAGGGAUAUUCCACACCAGAGAACAUCAUGCCCAGUAUAUUAACUGGAGCUGCAGAUCUUUCACUGGCUGGGAAAUGAAGCCUUUCAGGGAGGCUUUCAAGAGGAAGAGCUAAUAAAUUGCUCUGAAGUUGAUACAAGCUUCUCUGGGAAAAAGAGCAGGUCCUGGAAAGCCUGUGAUAGAGAGCAGCUGUUUUCAGAUACUUGCAUUAAAUCUCAGACGUGCUUUCCAGCCAGCUACUGCAGUGCAGAAGAUUAACAGACAUGUCCAUAGCACUCAAGCAAGUCUUUAAUAAAGAUAAGACUUUCCGCCCAAAACGCAAGUUUGAACCUGGAACACAGAGGUUUGAACUUCACAAACGAGCGCAAGCAUCUCUCAACUCAGGCGUGGACUUGAAAGCAGCUGUGCAGUUGCCCAGUGGAGAAGACCAGAAUGACUGGGUGGCUGUUCAUGUUGUCGACUUCUUCAACAGGAUCAACCUAAUUUAUGGGACUAUCUGUGAGUUCUGCACAGAGAGGAGCUGCCCAGUGAUGUCUGGAGGCCCCAGGUAUGAGUAUCGGUGGCAGGAUGACUUGAAGUACAAGAAGCCCACAGCAUUGCCAGCACCCCAAUAUAUGAAUCUUCUCAUGGACUGGAUCGAGGUGCAAAUCAACAAUGAGGAUAUAUUUCCCACAAGUGUAGGUGUUCCCUUUCCAAAGAACUUUCUCCAGAUCUGCAAGAAGAUACUCUGUCGGCUUUUUCGGGUGUUUGUUCAUGUCUACAUCCAUCACUUUGACCGUAUCAUCCUUAUGGGGGCUGAGGCCCACGUCAACACCUGUUACAAGCAUUUUUAUUAUUUUGUGACAGAGCUCAACCUCAUAGACCGCAAAGAACUAGAGCCUUUGAAAGAGAUGACAACCAGGAUGUGUCACUAAAAACUACUCACUGAACAAAAGCAAAGUCCAAUUUCCUUCUUACUGCAGAGUUCAAGAAUAUGACAGCCCUCAUGGACUAAGCCUGCUCGUUAAUCCCUGAAAGCAUGAAAGUUGGGAGCCACAGUUACUGUCACAAAUGCUUCUCUCCAGUGUCAAUGUUGUUAACCCUAAAUAUGCUGCUAAGAAUCUCAUCUGAGCAACAUGGAUUAUUGAGAAAAAGAAGAAUUAUAUCAGUUCUAGCUCCUUUAUCAGGGAUAAGAACCUCUUCAGCCAUAAGUAAUGGCAGACAGUGCCCCUGCUGCCAAAGCUUUACUGAAAUUCAGGUCCUUGGGCUGACCUCCAGACUAGUUGUUUCAAAAUGAAAUCUGCAAUUUUGCUUUCUUUUUAUUUUGUUUCUUGGUAUGUGCUUUCUUUCCUAACUGCAACAGACUAUUAAAGGUUCUGGAAUGAAAGAAGACUUAGCCUUUAAUGCCCCCUGCCCUGCUCCAGGCCACCCAAAGCUUGGCCACCAUUCCCAAAUGCUAGCAAGCCUUGUGUUUCUGGGAAGACAGCCCUGUCCUUCAGCUGAACAGACAGUUUAUGCUUCAUUGUGACUCAUAAUUUAAUGACAAUGGAAGGGUUUCUGAUUUCAACUAUGUGAACAGGGAUCCAGAUACAGCUCUGCAGUGCUGAGGUAUUUUCCUUGAAUUCAUGCUGUGACUGACAGCAAAUGUUCUCAGUAUCUCUAUAUUAUAUUAAAAAAAACCAGCUACAGUAAUUUUCCUGAAGUACCCAAUGAAGUACACCAAUCUGUUGUGUAAUUUCAUAUCCUUUUAUUCCCUUAGGAAAAGGAUCCUUCCCAAUCACCCUAAAAUUUCUUUUUUUCAGAGAAAAAUAAAUUUAAUUGGGGUAACUUGCAGGAAGAUACAGUAAAGAUGAGUAGUAAAAAAGGUUAGAGCAGGAGGGACUAAUUGAAGGUCCCUGUUGCAGCUAAACAGUACCCAGUAAUGUGACUUGCUUUGUACACUGGACUAACACAAUACAUUUUUCCAGAACUUAAUUCUGGAAAAUGAACACAUGUAUGGAUAGUCUAGAAGGAUCCAUUGCAGCAAAUCAGAUCUUCUAUGCUAAAUAUGCCCUGAGGAGGCUUUUUUCUAAAAAAAAAAUUUAAAAAAAUUUAAAAAAUUAAAGUGAUACAGAAUAUCACAAGAGAAAUAAUUCUGAAUAAAUGGGAAUCAAGUGGAACACAUCUAUGGAUUCUGUGCCUUGUAAUGAAUUUUGCACACUUGUGUUAUUGUGAAAAGUUACUUUUUCCUGAGUGAGUGCUGAACCCUGUUGCUGCCUUCUCCUCGAAUAAGUUUAGGUAUGUUUACAUCUUCUUAGACAGAAACAGAAGAAAAUCUCAUGGAGUAUCCAGUGAUUGGAACAUUUGAAAUAGAGCAGUAGCAGACACUAAAGAAUAACAGCAAAUACUUUCUAGCUCAAUGUUGUAGCACAUGAUGAUUUAUUUACCUGCUUGUUUAAAUCAGGGCUUGUAAAAUUCUUGCUGGAAAAAGUGCUUUUGUCUGUGAAUAUUUGGUAUACCUAUGAUGGGAGCUUUUCUGCAUCUCUAGAACUACGCAAGCAGCAUUAUCCUUUGCUUUCAAGGGGAUGGACCUAAGUGUUCUUACCUCCUUUGGCAGUCUUUGCAAUCAGGUUAAUUCUCUGGGGAUUGGAAUGCACACACAGUUGAUUUCUGUUCUGCUGGCACUUCUGCAGGAUAUAACUAGCUUCUGGAAUUCAUUGCCACAGCUACUCUUGAGCUUGCCUCAUUUUAAAGAAGAUGAAAAAUAUAACUUCUUUGGGGUGGUUCAUGUAGCUGGCAACUGCCUGGAAUUACAACUUCAAUUGCUUAUAAAGGGUAUCUUGAACUCCUCCGAAGUGCCUGGGCUAAGGCACUGUUUGAGAUGGAGCUCUGGCUGAUGCAGUGCACUUGAAUUUCACUGCCACCAUGGACAGUUGCCAUGUGGUGCUCUCAGUCUGGGCAGCACUGUAUUUAAAAGAUUAACAUAAAGAUGCAAAGGUGUGGAAUUUAGUGCAUAAAGAUCAAAGUCACUACACAAAAUGAAAAACAUGGGGUUCUACGAAUAAUUUAGUCUUCAUUUUAUUACACUACGUACCAUAUGCUGUUUUGAGACUAUUCACUGCAGCUGAGUCUGAAGAUUAGGCUGAGAAAAAAUUACCUGAGAAAAAAUUCAGUAACCUUUUCGUGAAUGCAUACAUUUUGUGAAUGCAAAACUAUCAGUUGGAAGUGUUUUCCUUUUUUUAAUUUUUUUUUCCACAAACCCCUAUGUUUCAUUUUCUGGUAGGGUACACUGUGUGAAGCAAAAGAGGGAAAAAUGCAGAGUUGAACCCUAGAGGGUUUGUGUUUGACCUGGCCAAAAUCCCUGUAAUGGUAAAAGUCCAUUAUUACACAGGAGAUGAGCCAGAUGCAAAGGAGGGAAAAGCAUACUUUUUUUGGUUGAUUAUUCUGCUAGGAAGAACAUGUAGUUUCCUUCCUCCACCUGACAAGGUGUGGCCUUCUGCUAGGUAUCUCUCAACAGGUACCCUUGCUUCUGCAGCACAGCUAGUGAGCCACCACCUGGCCAUCACAUACCACAGGCCAUCUCUCCUGUUCCACUCUGUGGUAGCUGACAAUCAAAUACAAAUGUCUGGAAUGUGGCAUCACUACGUAAAAGUAUCAUUUUACCCCUCCCCAUAGCGAGAGAAAAGCAGCUUCCUCUUGAAUCUUCUGAUCAAGUAUUCCAGCUGCAACAGUAAUUUGCUCAGGGCCACAAACAGACAGAACCAUGUUUUGGUUGUUAAUGCUUUCUCUACCUGAUCUUAUUAUUAAAUUUGUUUCUAAUAAUGAUAGCAUUCCAUAUUGUUCUGGGAUUGGGAAUGGUGGGGGAAGGAGAGGGAAAAAAGAGGUUACUGUUUGGAUUUUUGGUUUUGUUGUGGCUUUUUAAUCACUUUUCUAGUUCUUCAAUCAGGUUUUGUUUUUCUUACAUAUUUUUUUCCUUGAUACUUUAAAGAUGCUGUUAUGUUAAGCUUCAAGGCACUUCAUAGUGCCUUUAUAGAGGAAUCAUUUCAACUGAUUGAAACUCAGCAAUACUCUGAAGUAAUGAAAGGUUGUGAAAGGAUCCUAUGACACCAAACUUUACUUCAGUUGUUAAAGACUUGAGAACUUUCAUUGAUUGUCUCUGUAAUAAGAGAUUUUGUAAUGAACUUCUGGUUUGUGUUAACAUAGGUUAGUGACAACUGUAAUAUGAAAAAAAUCUGAACAUAACCUCCCUUAGGCUUUAUGAACAAUGGAGUCCCAGAGUCUUUUGAAGGGUGGGGUUUUUUUACUAAUCCACAACAGUGAAAUUGAUUAUUUCUAUCAGAUUUGAGAGAAGCUGGAGACUUAUGAAACUUACUAGUUUUCUCCAAGAACUCAGGCUCUAAGUCAGCAAAACUUACAUCAGGCAAGUUGACUCUCCUGAUGAAUGGAUUCAUUAAGAACAAGGCAGGGAAAGAGAGGAAAACAGAUAAGGUGCAACUCUACAGGGACCUACAGACAACAACACAAGAUGUGCAGAAACUUAAUGGGAGAACAUUGUCCUCAGUGACCACAAAUUCCUUGUCUGUGGAGAGAAUACAGAGAAUGACACUCUUUGUAGUGGGAAGCCACUCUUGUCAAGUCUCUAUUAACAGACUAAAAGGACUUUAAGCGCCUUUGGGUUAAAUAAAUUACAUAUUUUGGAGAUGUCUCACAAAAAGCUACUCCUUCCUAUUGCUUUUUACCUUCUCUGCAUGUUCUUAAGGUUUCUUAUUUUCUGGAUGGGAGGUCUCAGAGCCAGCCUUCGGCCCUUCUGUGUUCCUUUUGCUUCCCCAAGGACAUUGCUGUUACAAAAAGUAGCUUUCUCAUCUGCUUCUGUGCCUCUAGAAGGGCUACUUCUCACCUAUGUCCUCUGAAGAGAGACCAUCAAGGGCUGGCUAUUUACCAUCUCUUCUUCAGAAGAACAAAAGCGAGAGCCGGAAGUUCCUGCAAGAGCAGCAAAACAACAGUCACUACAUGUAAAACAGAAAUAUGAUUGCUAUAGUAAAGCAUGCUCUAUGGGCUUUGGAAAGGGGAUAACACUGGGGCAUCCAGUAUAAGUGGUCAGAUAUUUUUCCUACCUAUUGGAAGAAAUUUUUAAUAAAAGACAUUUUUAAUAAUUAUGGGCCAUAUUCCAAAGUCAAAGCAAGCCAAUUCAGCACUAAGAACCUGGUGAUGGUGUACGUUUAAAUAAAAAGUUAUCAAAGUUGAUUUUUUAAUGUGUUUUAUGCUAAAUAGGCGGUGAUUUCCAAGGUUUAGCUAAAUAUGUUAGAGCUCUUAAAGCGGUUUCUGUUCUGGGUUUUAAUAAGUUUUCCUGUUUUAAAGACAGAUAUAAUUAAUAUAAUUAAAAGUUAUAAUAACUUUCUCACAGAUAAAAAAGAUUCUCCAGUCUAAUACAUGUGUGUCUGUGUAUGUGCAUGUGUGUGUAUAUAUACAUAUCUGUUGUGUGUUUGGGGAUAUGGAUGUGGAAGCAUCAGCAUAUGCACAUGUACAUUCCCUGCUCUUUCCCAUGAAAUACAUUUUUUUAAAAUUUUGGUAAUUUUUUAGGGCAAUGCAUCUUUCUGAGAAAUAAGUGGUUGAUUCCUUUUCUUCCUCCAUGCAUCAGCUCUGUUUGGUGUGUUAAUUUUUUUUUUACUUCUGUCACAUUUGUCCUGGACUUUUUUAGUUGUUUGUUAUUAAAUAAUUGUUCAACUGUAUGGGAAGAGAGACCAACAUUAACUGCUGCAGUCAUUAAAAGAAAAGGAAAGUUUACUUUUCAAACCAGUCAUAAUGGAUGAAGCAAUGGAAUACAAAUAUAAAUAAAAUAAACGUAACAAUGCAGAAGUGUUGUGGAGUUAUUUGCCUUCUAACUCUUCAGCAAGAAAAAUGCAUGUGGUUUUCAUACCACAGAGCAGAAUUUUCUGGCCUUGCUCCCUGGUGCGGUUGCGCACUGAAGAGCCCGGCGACCUCCACAGCAGGGAGAAGGCG
This is a messenger RNA of Camarhynchus parvulus, 6382 nucleotides long. It is a transcript of the gene MOB3B, whose product is annotated as MOB kinase activator 3B. Gene Ontology annotation, cellular component: cytoplasm; nucleus. The record is from RefSeq and is a predicted model, not a curated record. Gene Ontology annotation, biological process: signal transduction; positive regulation of protein phosphorylation. Gene Ontology annotation, molecular function: protein kinase activator activity. NCBI's taxonomy places the organism in Eukaryota, Metazoa, Chordata, Aves, Passeriformes, Thraupidae. Bases 688 to 1338 code for a protein of 216 amino acids. The transcript has 5 exons.